This is a messenger RNA of Acanthocheilonema viteae, 570 nucleotides long. The record is from the annotation of a GenBank genome assembly. NCBI's taxonomy places the organism in Eukaryota, Metazoa, Nematoda, Chromadorea, Rhabditida, Onchocercidae.
AUGGGCGUUGCUUGGGUUUUUGAAACAGAUAAAAGUGCUGUAAGCAUUGAACGUGCAAUUGAAGGAGAAGGUGGAGUGAAAGGUGGCAUUUUCACGGUUGAUUCCACUCCAUUCAAGCCGAGUGACAAUGUGCAAGGAGCUAUCAAUCAUGUAUUCAUUCUUCAUCAUUCACGUUUUCCGCAAAGUACUUUCACAAUAGCACCAAAUGAGAAACAAAAACACUGUCCGCGUGCAAUAUCCGAUCGUGGAUUUGAUUGUAUUUUGGCAAAGCUGAGUUCCGGAUUGGUGCAAGAUACUGCUGGAAAAUUUGAGGUCUCUGGUCAUGAAUAUAUAUUGCAAGAUUUUAUUAUUCGAACAGGGAAUGCUUCAAUGGGUGUAAUCAGCAAAGGCGUUAUUGUUGAAGUUGAAUAUGCACCAUCAUGUGUAGCAUCGCAAUGUGCAGUAUUUUUUCCGGAUCAUGUUGCUGAUAAGCCGGCCGUUUUGCAAAAAGCUCAACCAGAACCAUACAGUGCUCUUGAUACCAUGCAUCAAUAUUUGGAUAUUUUCCAAAAUAUGCGAAAAAAAACAUAA